AUGGAGGCAGUUAUGAGGAACUCAUCCAGCGAUUACAAGCACCGGAUCGGAAAUCCUAAAAGGAAUUUUGGUAGUAACCGUGCUUUGGUUUCGUAUCCAUCUGAUAAUCAGCUUCUGACGAGCUUUCUCGCCGCCGGAUACUGUGGCGGAGGCGGUUUAAUGUCUAUGCCUCCGUCGUCUCUCUCUCAUUCGUACCCGCCGCUUUUCGGUGGACGGCAGAAUCUCCAGUACCACAGUCAACAGCCGCCUCUUCUUCCCCUUCCACUCCCACUGCCGCUAAAUCAUCUGAAUAUGAAUAUCCAUCGUAGCAAUAGUUCUUCUAACAAUAACAUCCGAUUAUCACCUCCUCGAAUCAACAAAAGUGUCAAAAACCGAGGGCGAGAUCAUUCUCUCACACCAAAAAAAUCAAAAAAUCAAAAGAAGGAUAUCAAGAGAGAGGAAAGGGAUGGGGAUCUGCUUCCACCGGCCACGACCGAGAAGAAGGAAGCGCCACCGGCGGAAAAGUGUUCAACUGAAUCCUCGAUUGACGAGAUGAUGGGACCAGAUCCGAAGGAACUUCCGAAGGAUGUUAUUUCUAGGGUUUUCUCAUCCUCGCUUAACAACUCCUGUGAAAUUGUUUCUCUUCCUGAUGAUAAGUUUUCAGGUUCUGUUGUGUUUACUCCUUCUCCACCUCCAAGCAGCUUGCCUUUGCCUACUUUUUCACUCCGGCCAAAGCUCAGUUGCAAAGCCGAGGCGGCCGCAGCAGGAUCUGUUAUCGAUACCGGAGCUACUGAUAGCCUCCGACGCCUUCUCCGACUCCGGUAA
Molecule: messenger RNA, 804 nt
Organism: Lactuca virosa
Lineage: Eukaryota; Viridiplantae; Streptophyta; Magnoliopsida; Asterales; Asteraceae
Source: the annotation of a GenBank genome assembly